This is a messenger RNA of Schistocerca serialis cubense, 2147 nucleotides long. RefSeq names its product palmitoyltransferase ZDHHC20-B-like. Gene Ontology annotation, cellular component: Golgi apparatus; endoplasmic reticulum. Lineage: Eukaryota; Metazoa; Arthropoda; Insecta; Orthoptera; Acrididae. Bases 93 to 1181 code for a protein of 362 amino acids. The transcript is spliced from 9 exons. The record is from RefSeq and is a predicted model, not a curated record. Gene Ontology annotation, molecular function: protein-cysteine S-palmitoyltransferase activity. Gene Ontology annotation, biological process: synaptic vesicle maturation; protein targeting to membrane; peptidyl-L-cysteine S-palmitoylation.
AUGGAAUCACGUUGGGUAUGCGGAUGUGUAGUUGUCAUGCUAUGUCUUGUUGUGUAGAUAUGUGUGUGUGACAGAGAAAUGAAAGUGUAUGGAUGUUUCAAAUGAUGCCAUCGAACACGAACGAUCAUAACCGUACAAAACUGUAUAUGUGGUGCUUCCAAACUGUUAAAUGGGUUCCUGUACUCUUCAUAGUUACGAUCGUCGUGUGGUCGUAUUAUGCAUACGUAAUUCAGCUGUGUAUAUUCACAGUGGUCAACAAUGUAGAGAAAGUGUUUUACCUACUUCUGUUCCAUCUGUUGUUCGCCAUUUUUUGCUGGGCGUACUGGCAGACAAUAUUUACAAAAAUAGGCAAAGUUCCAAGUCAGUUCAAAAUUCCACCUGAAGAACUCCAGAGACUAGAAGAAGCAGGUAAUGUGGAAGCAGAAAACCAAAUUCUGGAGCAGUUUGCACAGAAUCUACCUGUAACCACACGCACAAUUUCUGGAGAUAUCAGAUACUGUGGAAAAUGUCAGCACAUAAAACCUGACAGAACACAUCACUGUAGUGCAUGUGGUGAAUGUGUUCUAAAAAUGGAUCACCAUUGUCCAUGGGUUAACAACUGUGUGGCAUUUACAAAUUACAAAUUUUUUAUUUUGUUUCUGGGGUAUGCACUUCUGUACUGCCUCUUCAUCGCAUUUACAUCAUUGCCUUACUUCGUAAGCUUUUGGAAGGAUGAAUUGAAGACUGCUGGAAGAUUUCACAUAUUGUUCCUUUUUUUUGUGGCUGUCAUGUUCGCAGUUAGUCUUGCGUCUUUGUUUUCCUACCACUGCUACCUUGUUCUGAAGAACAGAUCUACACUCGAGGCCUUUAGACCUCCGGUUUUUCGUACGGGUGCUGACAAAGAUGGGUUCAGCUUGGGGACAUAUAACAACUUCCAGGAAGUUUUUGGAGACAACAGGAAACUCUGGUUCUUACCUGUUUUCACAAGUCUGGGCGAUGGUGUGGUUUUUCCAGUCCGGGCUCAGCACCAACCCAGCUCAUACAACUCGAUGGGCAGUACACAGACCAGGGACACACAGGAUGGAACAGCAUGUCAAGAAGGUUCAGCAUUUUCAGACUCUCAAACAAGCAAUAGAGGGGAUUACCAUGAUCCUCAUCACCACCAUCCAAAACAGCCUCUGUGUGAUCAUACAGCAAAUUGACAUGCAUUCUUUUCAGCAUUUGAUUAAGAAACUUUGUACCACAUAACAAAAGUGCCAAAGGGAAAUUGCAGGCAAGAUAAAAAUAAACUUUAAAACAUAUUUUGAAUAUUUUUUGAGAUCGUCUGUUAAGUUCACAACAGCAGUUCAUUAUAUCUUCUGCUGGACCAUAUUUGCAUGAUUGUGCUGCACUUUAUUAUGCUGUGUGUGUGUGUGUGUGUGUGUGUGUGUGUGUGUGUGUGUGUGUGUGUGCGCACACAUGUUCAGCUGUACACUUUUCACAACCUACGAAGCACUGUUACCUGUCAUUGUUGUACAUUAAGACCCAAUAGUACCAUGUAAAUUUUAACUGAAUUUAAUCUCAACAGCAGUACACGUUGUCUUGCCAUGGCAUUUGUGCAGAAAUGCUGCAGAAUACUUCAGCUACUCAUAUGUCCUAAAUCCUUAUUUUAUGAAAUAUACUUGCAAUCCAUAAAAAGAGGUGUGUGGGGGAGGUUGGGGGUGCAUGCAAAUGUGAGAUACAAUUCAGUUGUGUGUGCUGUGAGCAACUUCCUGAAUGAAUGUGUUGUAUGACUGUUGUAUGCUACUGUGCCUUUUCGGUAUAUUAUAAAUUUGUCUUCAGUUCUUCUGCUAACUUUUUUUGUUAAACGCAGUUAAAAUCUUAUUUGCCAGUUUGAAACCUCUCCAUUUUUACAGAGUAGUAUAUCAUGUUAGAUCUCAUAUUUAAUGAAUAAAAUAUUUGACUUUUAUUUUUGUAUCAUAUUAUUUUUGUAAUAAAAAUCCAAUGUUUUGUAAACUUAUAAGGCAAGCUCAGAUUAACAAAAAUUGUUACAGAGCUUAACAUGUAAGAGAUGUACAAAGUCAAUCAUACCCAGAAUUGAGACUUAAAUUAUGAAUUAUGUCCUAAAAGUUCUCUGUCUGACAAAGACUGUUCAGUGCCCAUAUUAAAAUGAGAUUUCUCCAAAUUAA